CUUACAACUACAAACAACUGAUUCGAUGUAGUAUUACUUUAGCGCUACCUUGUUAUCACUCUUACAACAACAUAAGCACAUAGGCUAACCUCCCCACCAUCCAAAUAGAUUUUUGCUUUCCACCAGGCUAGCCUACAUAACUUUUUUUUUUUUUUUUUUUUUUUCGCGCCGAGCCCUACUCGGCUUUAGUUUCACCUCACCUCAUAGUCAAUUUUGCAACACUACACCAACUAUCUCGCAAAAAUAACCUUUUCUGCUGCAUCCGCAGACCUAAUUAUGGCCAACUCUACCUGCGCCUGCAGUGAUCUAGCUAAUGCUAAUGAAAGACUAGCCAAAGCCAACAUGACGAUUGAAACACUUAGACGUGACAUUCGCCGGCUACAAUGCGAGGUAGUCAUAAAAUCCCAUAACACCACGUUGAAACACCAAACCAGUAAUACUAGCGCCAACCUAACUACACUAUCUUUUUUCCCCAGCCACAGCAAACACCAGCCGAAGUCCCCCCCGAAUCCACCGUGCUCCACUCCCGCGCGUCGUAGCUGGACGGAGGUGGUUAACGGCGGCAGGGGAGUACUGCAGAAAUGUUCACCACCUCUAGUGACUAGCAAUCGUUUUUCUGUACUUGACUCAGUCAUCGAUGCAGAAACUGACCCUGUCCCCCCCUCCCACCAGGUGCCCAAGCCUCUACCACAAAGAGUGCGACCCAGAAGCCGCCGGACCCUCGCUACCCCCAGGCAAAUCACCCGAGAGCAGCCUGCCCAUUCAGAACCCCGGCGACCAUCAACAGUCCUCAUAGGAUCUUCGAUGGUUCGCCACGUAACCCUACGAAACGCCCAGACGUGGUGCCUACCUGGAGCUCUCGUAGCCGAUGUCCAGUCGAAUGUGCCGGACGCGCUGUCACAGUAUCCUACUGCCACAACUCUCAUCGUCCACGCAGGCUCCAAUGACAUCCGGCUGCAGCAGUCUAAAAAACUUGAGUCCGAUUUCCUCUCCCUUAUUAAUACCCUUAGCAGCACUGGAAAAAAAUACGCUAUCUCAGGCCCCAUCCCCUCUGUUUGUUUCUCUGCCUUCCAGUUCUCCCGAAUCCGCCAACUGCACGUCUGGCUGAUGAGACACUGCCGCCAAGAAGCCAUUCCCUACGUUGACAACUUCUCCGCUUUCUGGAACCGCCGAAACCUCUUCGCACGAGAUGGAAGGCACUUAAACAGAUCUGGCGCUCGUCUCCUCGCGACCAACCUAGAGCUGACCCUCGAAGCCCAUCGGUCCUUGGAUUGACUAACAGCUCUCAGGUCCACUGAUGCCAAGCUGCUAAGGACCCCCACCCCCCCGCAGAAGAAGAUCGGCGACGCCGCGUUUGCCUGCUAUGCGCCCAAGAGAU
Engraulis encrasicolus (European anchovy) is the source of this 1378-nucleotide messenger RNA. RefSeq lists its product as uncharacterized. The record is from RefSeq and is a predicted model, not a curated record. NCBI's taxonomy places the organism in Eukaryota, Metazoa, Chordata, Actinopteri, Clupeiformes, Engraulidae. The transcript is spliced from 2 exons. Bases 277 to 1275 code for a protein of 332 amino acids.